AUGUGCAUGAUGAAUUUCACCAGCAACUUUUCAAUCACUUCACCCACACGACAGCAACGGCACUUUGGACCUGCCCUUCAAACUGCGGCUACAGAGAGGGUAUCAUCCAGCCCAACGACACACCGGGUUUCCCACACGUUGAGUGUCCAGGCUGCCAUGAUCACUUUUGUGCAAAUUGCAAAGUACCUUGGCACGACAGGCAGACGUGCCAACAAAGCAGAGCGUGUAGUUGCUCCUCCGGACUACGUGCCAGCGCCCGCGUACAGCGCAGCAGCCAUCUCCUUCAAAGGAUGGAGUCAGCUCCGCCAAGCGCAGGAAGAGCACAUCAACCGCAACCGCAUCGCAGACAAGCCCUUCGAUAUCGGCAACAAACACUCGCAGCAUGAGGAGGGCGUCUUCUACUACGAUUCCGACACCAAUCUGUGGACACCUAACAUCUGCGAGCUCGAUGAGGUUGCCGGCCGUGAGGCAGGACGACAUUUUGCUCGUGAAGAGUCUUGUGAUCGAGAUGGUCUAUGGGCAAUUGUUGUUGUAGAAGGUAAGCAGCAAGGCAGUGUCAGCCUGCAGAAAGCUCUCGCGUUGAAGCUGCAACCUCACACUCCGCAGCCAAUUCGUAUGCCAUCGGAGGUUGUUCAGAUGCUGGGUAACCUACCGCUAGUUGGGAAUGCAAAUGAAAUGGCUGAGCGUGCUCUUCACAAGAUCAUGAAGGCUAGUCUUGUAGAUGAUUCAGACCCUGCAGCGCUCGCGCUCGAAGCUAUAGACCGGUUCCUCGCCAGUCUCUCCACUCAAGAAGAACAGGACAAUGCUGAAGAACGUGGAGGCGACGAUGGUGAUCAAGAAGAAGGCGCGACUGGCCAGCCAAUUCGAAAUCCCUUCGCAGAUAUUUAGGGGCCGCC
Molecule: messenger RNA, 896 nt
Organism: Didymella exigua CBS 183.55
Lineage: Eukaryota; Fungi; Ascomycota; Dothideomycetes; Pleosporales; Didymellaceae
Exons: 2
Coding region: 1-888 (295 amino acids)
Source: RefSeq, a predicted model, not a curated record